Messenger RNA from Arabis nemorensis, 384 nucleotides. The record is from the annotation of a GenBank genome assembly. NCBI's taxonomy places the organism in Eukaryota, Viridiplantae, Streptophyta, Magnoliopsida, Brassicales, Brassicaceae.
AUGGAAUACUCAGCACUAAGCAACUGCGUGAGGCGAACAAUAUUCUCUAAUCAAAUACAAGAGAGGCCAGAAGAGAGUAGUUGGACAAUGUACUUUGAAACCGAAGAUGGAUUAGGUCAUUACGACGAAUCUUCUAUGAUCUCAGACGCUGCAUCUCCUCUAGUGUCUGUGGAAGAAGACACUGCGUCAUCUCCUUCUAACAGAACCAAGGUUUACAGUGAAAUGGAGGACAAUACGAUUGAAGAAAAAACUAUGAUCAAUACUAAAACUGAGGUGAAAGGAUUGAAUAAAAAGGGUAUAAUGAAUGAAGAAUAUUGCGCAGAAUUGAAGAAGAGAGGGCUUUGCUUAGUUCCUCUGUCGAUGUUGUCUAACUAUAUUGGUUGA